AUGGCCAGCACCAUGUCCGCCUACAGGGAGAAGAUGAAGGAGCUGUCCGUGCUGUCCCUCAUCUGCUCCUGCUUCUCCCCGCGGCCGCACCCCAACACCAUCUACCAGUAUGGGGACAUGGAAGUGAAGCAGCUGGACAAGCGGGCCUCUGGCCAGAGCUUCGAGGUCAUCCUCAAGUCCCCUUCCGACCUGUCCCCUGAGAGCCCUGUGCUCUCCUCCCCCCCCAAGAGGAAGGACACCUCGCUGGAGGAGCUGCAGAAGCGGCUGGAGGCAGCUGAGGAGAGGCGGAAGACGCAGGAGGCGCAGGUGCUGAAGCAGCUGGCGGAGCGGCGCGAGCACCAGCGCGAGGUGCUGCACAAGGCGCAGGAGGAGAGCAGCAACUUCAGCCGCCUGGCGGGCGAGAAGCUCAACCACAAGAUGGAGCUCAGCAAGGAGAUCCGCGAGGCGCACCUGGCGGCGCUGCGAGAGCGCCUGCGCGAGAAAGAGCUGCACGCGGCCGAAGUGCGCAGGAACAAGGAGCAGCGUGAGGAGAUGUCUGGCUAA
This is a messenger RNA of Lepus europaeus (European hare), 543 nucleotides long. RefSeq names its product stathmin 3 (gene STMN3). NCBI's taxonomy places the organism in Eukaryota, Metazoa, Chordata, Mammalia, Lagomorpha, Leporidae. Gene Ontology annotation, molecular function: tubulin binding. Gene Ontology annotation, biological process: microtubule depolymerization; neuron projection development; regulation of microtubule polymerization or depolymerization. Gene Ontology annotation, cellular component: neuron projection; cytoplasm. The coding region runs from base 1 to 543 and encodes 180 amino acids. The transcript is spliced from 5 exons. The record is from RefSeq and is a predicted model, not a curated record.